Molecule: messenger RNA, 1410 nt
Organism: Leishmania braziliensis MHOM/BR/75/M2904
Lineage: Eukaryota; Euglenozoa; Kinetoplastea; Trypanosomatida; Trypanosomatidae
Product: queuine tRNA-ribosyltransferase
Exons: 1
Coding region: 1-1410 (469 amino acids)
Cellular component (GO): cytosol
Molecular function (GO): tRNA-guanosine(34) queuine transglycosylase activity
Source: RefSeq, a predicted model, not a curated record
AUGCCACUGCCUUCGAUUUUCACGUUCGAGGAGAACAGGGGCCCGGCCGGCAAGGAGCCUGUCGCAGCUCGUAGCGGCAUCUUCCACCUACCACACGGUCCUUUGCGCACGCCGAUAUUCAUGCCUGUGGCGACGCAAGGCGCACUAAAGGGUGUCACAGUGGAACAACUGGAGGAGCUCGACGUUGAAAUUAUAUUGGGUAACACCUAUCAUCUGGGCUUGCGUCCUGGGGAGGAGGUGUUGCGUGCUCUAACCUCGCGCAAGAACGCGCGGGAGACUGCCACCAGCACGUACACCUCCGCAGAUGGCAUCCGAGACAACAUGGAUGGCAUCCACUUUAUGGAGAGCUGGAAGAAAAACAUACUGACGGACAGCGGUGGUUUUCAGAUGGUGUCGCUGCUGAAGCUUGCGCAGAUCACAGAGGAAGGCGUGCGGUUCCAGUCGACGCAUGGCGCUGGCACGGCAGGGACUAUAAUGCCUGUAGCUGAGAUGGAAGCCUCGAGCUCUACCAGCGGCACGGCUGCGGCAACAUCUACACUGACAGCCCCGACAGAAGCAGCAAAGGCAUACGACUGCGAGGCAGAGGUGGAGAACACGUAUUCCCUGUUGCUCCGGCCUGAGGACUCCAUCCGCAUUCAGAACGCCAUCGGUGGCGACAUUAUGAUGCAGCUGGACGACGUGGUGCACUCGCUAACGGUCGGACUGCGCGUCGAGGAGGCGGCAAAGCGCUCGAUUCGAUGGCUAGACCGCUGUCUCGCAGCCAACCAGAAUCGGGAGAAGCAAUGCAUCUUUGGCAUUGUGCAGGGUGCCUUGAACGCCGAGCUCCGCCGUUACUGCCUGAAGGAGAUCAUCCAGCGAACAGAGUGCAUGGGCUACGCCAUUGGUGGGCUCAGCGGCGGGGAGGCGAAGGACGACUUUUGGCGGAUGGUGCGCUUGUGCACAAAGGAGGGACUGCCAGCGAACAAGCCGCGGUAUUGCAUGGGCGUCGGCUAUCCAGAGGACAUCCUCGUCUGCAUCGCGCUCGGCGUGGACAUGUUCGACUGCGUCUAUGCCUGCCGCACAGCCCGCUUUGGCUCUGCACUGACUUCCCGUGGCAAGCUACAGAUUUCUAAGAAGGAGUACGCAGCCGAUUUCGGUCCUCUUGACCCAAACUGCAGCUGCAUGACGUGCCGUACCUACACACGCUCCUACCUGAACAUGAUCGCGGCAAGGGAGGGGAUAGCGGCGACGUUGCUAUCGUAUCACAACAUCGCCUACCUCAUUAACCUUACGCGCGGCGCUCGAAGCUCCAUCGAGGAGGGGCGCUUCACGACAUUCGUACAGGACUUCUUCCUUGCCUACUAUCCUGCGAAAGACUACCCCCAAUGGGCUGUGGAGGCUCUGGCCUCUGUCAAGAUAACUCUCUUGUAG